AUGGCUUUAGCAAUGAUGAAGUUUGCCUGGGAUAACUACAAGCAGUACGCCCUGGGGAAGAACGAGCUGCGCCCGCUGACGAAGAACGGCCACAUCGGGAACAUGUUCGGGCUGACUGGGCAUGCUGAGGUGGUGAGGGUGGUCUUUGACCCCCAGAAAAUCAGCUAUGAGGAGCUUCUCAAAGUCUUCUGGGAGAACCAUGACCCCACUCAAGGGAUGAGGCAGCAGGAGGACGUAGGAACUCAGUAUCGCUCUGUCAUCUACACACUGGGCCCUGAGCAGCAGGGAGCUGCCCUCCGAAGCAGGGACAUGUACCAGCAGGAACUGGGAGCAGAGAGGCGUGGGGACAUCACGACUACCAUUGAACCAGCCGGGGACUUCUACUAUGCUGAGGACUACCACCAGCAGUACCUGUACAAGCAGCCUGGGGCUGUCCCCAUGUCCUCUAGCCUGUCCUGCCACCCCACAGUACCAAUUGCUCCCUCUGAUUAA
Parus major (Great Tit) is the source of this 492-nucleotide messenger RNA. Its product is annotated as peptide methionine sulfoxide reductase MsrA 1-like. Gene Ontology annotation, molecular function: mannosyl-oligosaccharide 1,2-alpha-mannosidase activity; peptide-methionine (S)-S-oxide reductase activity; calcium ion binding. The record is from RefSeq and is a predicted model, not a curated record. Gene Ontology annotation, biological process: cellular response to oxidative stress. Gene Ontology annotation, cellular component: membrane; cytoplasm. NCBI's taxonomy places the organism in Eukaryota, Metazoa, Chordata, Aves, Passeriformes, Paridae.